UUCAGGUAGAGACGAACAGAGAAAGAGGAUCAAGUCAAAGUGGAGAAACUUUUCCUUCAGUUAACUUGAUUUAUUAUGUUAUCUCUUAAUUUUGUUUAAUUUUCGCUUCUAAUUUUUAAAGUUGAAACAAUUUAUUCAUGUGGUUAUGAAUUUAUUCGUUAAUUUUGUCUGGAUUACACUGAUUGUGGUGUUUACCAAUGGAUUACCUGUUGAAUCAACUGAACCUGGUCCAACAACUUAUUUUGUUUUAGCUUCAAGCAUAAUAAGACCAGGCCAAGUUUACAAAGUGAUCGCCACUGUUUAUGAAACAACCAAUUCACUUGUCACUGUACGAGCUUCAAUUCUUAAGGAUGGGGUUGAAUUAGACUCCACUCAGGAUGAUUGUUCAUCGGGUAUACCAGAGGAAUUAUUACUUCGUAUUCCAGUGAAAAUAAAUUCUGAUGGACAGUUUAAGCUUCGUGUUGAGGGUAAUAUCAAAGGUGUUUUGGAGGGAACAGCUUUCCUGGAGGAAAGAAAUCUAACCUUCUAUCAGCGAUCUAUGACUAUUUUUAUAACAACUGACAAGCCCAUUUACAUGCAAGGUCAAACUGUUAAGUUCCGUUUUGUACCAAUCACAACCGAUUUGAAAACCUUUUCCGAUGCCGUUGAUGUUUACAUGAUAGAUCCAAAUGGAAAUAUUGUCAAACGAUGGCUUUCACGGCAAAGUAACCAAGGAGCUGUUAGUCUAGAGCAUCCGUUGUCAAUGCAACCGAUCUAUGGUAACUGGUCUAUAAAGGUUGUUGCACAGGGACAAGAAGAGACGAAGCAAUUUCUUGUCGAAGAAUAUUAUCAGACACGUUUCGAGGUGAACGUAUCGAUGCCUGCGUUUUUCCUGAGCACCGAUGAGUACAUUUAUGGAUCGGUUAUGGCAAAUUUCACAAGCGGUGUACCGGUAACGGGUAAUUUAACAAUCCUGGUAACUGUUGAUCAAUCUCGAGGUCCAGGAUCAGGACCCAAGCUUCCUGGAAUCGAGGAGUCAAUUAAAUAUUUCGAGGGUUACCACGAGUUUCGAUUUAAAAUGUCCCAAUUAUCACAAAUGAUUGGUGGUAACUCUCUUGACGGUGCCAAAGUAACUGUUCAUGCUUCUGUGGGUGAAUAUUUCCUUAAUCUAAUCCACCGAGGGUAUUCAAGAGCAUACAUAUUUGGAUCAAAAAUUAAACUCUCAUUUUUAGGAUCAAGUCCCCAAGUUUUCAAGCCUCAAAUGCCGGUUAAAACUUAUCUUGCCGUCUCUUACCAAGACGGUUCACCAUUACUAGAAUCUCGAGAGAUUCAGGAAAAAAUUAACGUGACAAUUAAAUUUUUUAAUCAACAAAGUCUUUUCUAUACAACAACUCGAACCUAUUCAAUGUCAACCCAAUAUCGAGGUAUAUGGGAGAUCUCAUUUGAUCCUAAACUUGAAUUGAAAGGUUCACGUAGCCUGGAGACAAUUCAUCGAUGUCGAAUUGAAGCUUUUUAUAUGGACUCAGAUAAUAAAGAUUCAGCUCGUGCAUCACUUGAUUUUUAUUCAUCAUACGCACCAACCAAUCGUCUAGUUCAAGUUUCAACCAGCACUUCAGAACCUAAAGUGGGAGAAUAUAUUAUUUUCCAUGUGAGAUCAAAUUAUUUUGUUGACCGUUUCUCUUAUGCUAUUGUGUCCAAAGGAAUAAUAUUAACCACUGGACGUGAAGAAAUGCCAACAAAUAUUAAAACAUUCUCAGUGACCUUAUCCCCUGAAAUGGCUCCAUCAUCGACCAUCGUUAUUUACAAUAUUGCCCGAGGAGGUGAAGUAAUUUCUGAUGCUUUAACUUUCUCUGUCAACGGAAUAUCAAGAAAUAAUUUCACCAUAAGUUUAAACAAUCAGAAAGAUAAAUCCGGUGAUACGGUGGAAGUUGUAGUCUAUGGUCAACCCGGAACUUAUGUUGGAAUCGCUGCUACAGACAAAGAUGUCAACACUCUUGACGCUGGUAAUCAAAUUAAUCACGCGGAUGUGUUGCGAAAAAUGUCAACCUUUGACCAUCAAACAAAUAGCAGUUUGACCCAUGUUUGGGUUUCUCGUGAAGGAUCAGUUGAUAAAUUUAUUCAUUUUCCAUCACCGACCAUUGGAAUUGAUUCAAACAGAACUUUCGAGUAUGCGGGAUUAAUUGUGUUCACUGAUGCAAAUAUAACCAAACGACCGGAAACCUGUGGUCCUGGAGAGUAUCAAUGCCUCAGCGGUGAGGGAUGUUACCGUGAUUCUCAUAAAUGUGAUGGAUCCAAUAAAUGUUUCGACGGAACAGAUGAAAAUGGAUGGAUAACUAUUAACUGCCGUAGUCCAGUUGAAGAUCAUUAUGGAUUAACACAGUUCCGAAUCAAUAGAAAUAAUCGACUUUUAAGAAUUUAUGAAAAUUCUUGGCUUUGGAAGGAUAUUAACAUUGGAUCUCAUGGUUAUUAUACUUUCAAUGUUCCAGUGCCUCAAACACCAGCUAAAUGGUUGGUCACUGCUUUUGGAAUCAGUAAUUCACAAGGAUUCGGACUUCACCAGAAAACAAUUGAAUAUUCAAGUACUCGGCCAUUUUUUAUGAAUGUCGAGAUGCCUUCUCUUUGUACCAUUGGUGAACAAAUCGGUAUUCGAGUCAGUAUUUUCAACUACAUGGAAUCACCGAUUGAAGUAUUGGUCAUCCUUGGUAAAUCGAAAGAUUAUAAAUUCGUCCAUGUCGAAGCCUUUGGUUUCGUAUCUUCAUAUGCACCAAGAAUCUCAUCAGGGGAACAUCAGCAUUUAGUAUUUGUUCGACCUCAAAAAGCUACCACAGUUUACAUUCCAAUUGUUUCUCAACGAUUAGGUAAUAUCACUGUCACCAUAAUCGCUAAAACCCAAGUUGCCAAAUCGACAGUUCAAAAAGUUAUUAAAGUUGAAUCUGAUGGAAUCCCCCAGCAUUUACACACCGCUGCAGUUUUGGAUCUUUCUCAAGGAGCUCAAUUAAUUAAAUACCUUGAUACCAAUUUAACAGAUACUCCGAUUAUACCCUUGAGAAAUGAUCGUCGUUAUAUUUACGGAUCAACCAAAGCAACAGUUUCAAUUGUCGGUGAUGUAGUUGGACCAGUUUUCCCUUCAAUGCCAUUGACCACUGAAAAUUUACUUCGUAAACCUUAUGGGUGUGCAGAGCAAAAUAUGUACAACUUUGCGGCCAACAUGUACACUUUACUUUACCUUCGGUUAACAGGUCAAAAAAGUACCGAACUUGAGAAGCAAGCUUUCCGUUACCUUAACAUUCAAUAUCAACGGCAGUUAAGUUAUCAAAAUGAAGAUGGUUCAUUUCGAGCUUUCCGUUUUGACGAUAAACCAAGCGUUUGGUUGACCGCUUUCUGUGUACGAAUAUUUCACAAAGCUACAUUCCAAGAAUGGGAGAGUUACUUGUACAUUGAUCGAAAAAUAAUCGAAAAAGCAACCCAAUGGCUUCUAACCCAUCAAACCUCCGAAGGUGCUUUUUAUGAGACGGCAUUACACUCUUAUGACAGAAAGAUGAAUUCUUCGUCCAAAAUUCCCAUGGAUUCUAUUCGUUAUCGUAACAUAUCUUUAACUGCUCAUGUACUUAUCUCAUUGGCUCAAUUACGAGGUAUAAGUGGUCACCUUAGUCCACUUAUAUCGAAUGCUAAACAUGUGGCCACUCAGUAUUUAGAGAAAAUGCUUGCCGUUGUUAAAACACUCGAAGAUCCUUAUGAACUGUCCAUUGUUACUUAUGCUCUUAACUUGGUAAACUCUCCUGAAGCUGAAUCGGCAUUCAAUGAACUUGACAAUCGAAUGAGAGAAGUCAGUGGAAUGAGAUAUUGGAGUAAAUAUCCUUUACCGGCACCGAAAACAACGAUUGAAAAUAAUCGACCUUACCUGUUACCCAGACUUCCCCAUGAAUAUGAUUCCUUAAAUAUUGAGACUACAGCUUAUGGUUUAUUAACUCAUAUAAUUAAAACCGCUGUCAUUCAACGAGAAAUUGUUGAAUGGCUCAACACUAAUCGUCUUUACAAUGGUGGAUGGGCUUCAACUCAGGACAGUAUUAUAGCUUUACAAGCGUUGGUUGAAUAUUCAAUUCAAUCGAGAAUUCGAGAUAUAACCGAUAUUGAAGUUACCAUUGAAGCUCCAUCAUCACCCGAUUUUAGUGAACGAAUUGAGAUUAAUAGUAAAAAUCUUGCUCGACUUCAAUCAUUUGACAUACCUCGAGCUUAUGGUCCAGUAAUCAUCCGAGCAUCAGGCUCUGGUUUAGCGAUUAUUCAACUUGACGUUCAAUAUAAUGUUGAUUGGCCACAAUUUCAAAUUCCACCUCCAAUCAGAGCUUUUCAAUUAGAUGUAAAACUACGUAGCUUUGGACGAAACAAUUCACACAUCUCCUAUCGAGCAUGUUCUCAGUGGAUAUUAUCUGAGGAAAGUUCAUCAUCAGGAAUGGCCGUUCUAGACUUGACCAUUCCCACCGGUUACAUGAUUCAACAGCAAGAUCUUGAUGCUUAUGUUAAAUCAGGAAAAGUGAGAAAUUUAAAAGAAGCCAAAUACUCUGAGAGAAAGGCUCUUUUCUACUUUGAUUAUUUGGACUCUAAUCCAGUCUGUGUUACUUUCACUGCUCAACGUUGGUAUCCAGUUGCUAACAUGUCCCGAUUUAUACCUGCAAGAGUAUAUGAUUACUAUGCACCAGAACGUUACGAAGAGCUGAUGGUCAGUACUUAUGACCUUUACCGAUUAAGUAUAUGUCAUGUUUGUGGAUCGUAUCAAUGUCCAUAUUGUCCGAUAUUCAGUGGAGCCGAAGGAUUAAGAAACAAGAUUAACCUUGAAAUUAUGUUCUUGUCACUGAUAAUGUUAUUUUUCACAAAUCGACUGAUUAACUUUAAUCAUUUUCUAUCAGUAACUUAAAGGAUCAAUUUUUGAUUGUUCGCCAUGAAUUUCUUUUUUUUCCUGCUCUUCUCUUCACCUUAAUUAUAUUUAUAAGUUUAAUUGGUAAACUAAUUUCUAAACACCGGAAGCUCUUUCGCUCUAAUAUCAAUUCUACUUUUCUUUUUUUUUGUGAUUGAAAACUCAAAACCAAAAUGAUCAAUUCCUCCUUCUCAUCCUCCUCCUCCAACAAAAAAGACAAUCUUCUUCAUUUCUCUUUGAUUGGAAAUCAAUUUAAUUACUUUAUCAAUUCAAUCAAAUCGUCACAAUGUUUUUCAUGGUGAAAACUCAAGACAAAUUAUGUGCCUGGCAAACUAAUUCAACCAUGGGUCCUGUUUCCGUCAUUAUUAACCAUGGAUGAAGCCAAAGAUCUCGCUUUUUUUACUUCUCUCUCUCUCUCUCUCUCUCUCUCUCUCUCUCUCACCAGCCAAUUCCAAUUUCCACUUCCUUAUUUCCCACUCUGUCUCUCCUUCUCCCUCUAUCAUCACUAAUGUCACCAUCAUCAUCAUCAUUAUCAUCGUCACCAAUGUUGCCGUCGUAUUUUUUUGUUUAUUAACUUUUCCUUUUUUUUCUGAACAUAUAACUUUCCUUUUCUACUCAUCGUCAAUCCAAGCAAUCGUAUUAUCCUGAUCAACUGUCACAAUUAACGAUCGUGUCAACCAAUCAACCCCAACAUCAUCAUCAUCAUCACCUCAUCAAUUACCAAUCUGAAUGUUUUUUUUGUAUUAUUAUUAUUAUCUAAAAACAACAAACGACUUGGUUUAAAAUAAGCAUGUUAUUUAAUAAUAAAAAUCAAAUGUUCUUAAAGAGAAAAAAA
This is a messenger RNA of Panonychus citri (citrus red mite), 5726 nucleotides long. It is a transcript of the gene Mcr, whose product is annotated as CD109 antigen-like. NCBI's taxonomy places the organism in Eukaryota, Metazoa, Arthropoda, Arachnida, Trombidiformes, Tetranychidae. The coding region runs from base 146 to 4891 and encodes 1581 amino acids. The transcript has 13 exons. Gene Ontology annotation, molecular function: protein binding; endopeptidase inhibitor activity. The record is from RefSeq and is a predicted model, not a curated record. Gene Ontology annotation, cellular component: extracellular region.